Colletotrichum costaricense is the source of this 222-nucleotide messenger RNA. RefSeq lists its product as uncharacterized. The record is from RefSeq and is a predicted model, not a curated record. NCBI's taxonomy places the organism in Eukaryota, Fungi, Ascomycota, Sordariomycetes, Glomerellales, Glomerellaceae. The transcript is spliced from 2 exons. The coding region runs from base 1 to 222 and encodes 73 amino acids.
AUGUCUGACAAUAAGCAGGGCGGAAAGUGGUCCAGCCCGGCCUUUCUCCUUAGCCUGGCUGUUGGCUUCUACGACGAGCUGAAGAACGGCAGUCUCCCGCAGGAGGCAAAGGACCGUGUCGAGGCGAAGCUCCAUCGCGAUGGCUUUGAGGACACCACGUGGGAUUCUGUCCGUCAACCUGGAGCCCGUCUGUCACAUUCGCUGCCUGAAACAGGUGGCUGA